AUAGGCUCCCUCUCCCUGGCUGUCACAUACACAUCGCGCUCACACACUCUCGCUCCCUCACAUCUACACACACACACACACACGCAGAGCCGAUCAGUGCGGGCGGCGCAGAGCCUGGUAAUUGUGUUGCUCCCUCCAAGCGGAAGGAAGGACCAAGAGGAGAGGAAGACCGGAGAAAGAAGAGGAGGAGAGAUAUAAAAACUUUGAUUUUUUUUGGUGAUUUUCUUUUUUUUCCCCUGGAGGUUGACUUGACGAUGACCCGGCAUCGCCGAUGGAGUCGGUAGGACACCCGUUAUCCGAGUGUUUUUUAAUGCACUCUGAACAAGAGAUGAACUUAUCGAAGGGGCCAUUGGUGAACAGCAGCAGCGACGACAACGCCAAGUCAACCUACAGCAAAUGUGGCGCUGGCGCCUGGAGGAUGCACCAGAGCUACGAACAGCUGGAGGCCAACCACAUGAGAGACGCACAUGCCCUCUACAACCCCAGGAACCAGCCUACAAUGAACGACCCGUACAACCCUGCACAGCCAUUACCUGCCGACAUCCUGCUUCUCUGCAGAAUGUCCAGUAAGGAGCGCCACCUUGAGUCCAACUGUCCGUCCUCUUAUAUAAAGACUGAGCCGUCUAGUCCCGCCUCCCUGACUGACAGCCUAAACCACCACUCCCCCGGCGGCUCCAGCGACGCCUCAGGCUCCUACUCGUCCACGAUGAACGGCCACCCCAACGGCUUAGACUCCCCGAGCCUCUACGGCUCCAACGCCGGGCCCCUCGGCCCCGCCGGCGGCCCCGGAUCAAAGCGCUACGAGGACUGUUCGUCAACGAUCGGCGAAGACUCACAGAUCAAGUGCGAGUACAUGUUGAAUUCCAUGCCCAAGAGGCUGUGUCUGGUGUGCGGGGACAUUGCGUCAGGAUACCACUAUGGGGUGGCGUCCUGCGAGGCCUGCAAGGCCUUCUUCAAGCGCACCAUCCAAGGCAACAUAGAGUACAGCUGUCCCGCCACCAACGAGUGCGAGAUCACCAAGAGGAGACGCAAGUCGUGCCAGGCCUGCCGCUUCAUGAAGUGCCUGACUGUGGGCAUGCUGAGGGAGGGUGUUCGUCUUGACAGGGUGCGCGGCGGGAGACAGAAGUAUAAACGCCGGAUAGAUGCCGACAACAGUUCAUACCUGAACCCACAGCUGGCUCUGCCUCCCAAGAAGCCAUUUGCCUUUGGCUGCCUUGCAGAUAACAAAAUCGUCUCUCACCUGCUGGUGGCCGAGCCGGAGAAGAUUUACGCCAUGCCCGACCCGACGGUACCAGACAGCGACAUCAAGGCCUUGACCACGCUGUGCGACCUGGCCGACAGAGAGCUGGUGGUCAACAUCGGCUGGGCCAAACACAUCCCCGGGUUCUCUACGCUGUCUUUGGCAGACCAGAUGAGUCUACUGCAGAGUGCGUGGAUGGAGAUCCUGAUCCUACGUGUCGUGUACCGCUCCCUGUCCUUUGAAGACAAGUUGGUGUAUGCCGAGGACUACAUUAUGGACGAGGACCAGUCGAAGCUCGCCGGACUUCUGGACCUGAACAAUGCCAUCCUCCAGCUGGUGAAGAAAUACAAGAUGAUGAAGCUGGAGAAGGAGGAGUUCGUGGCCCUGAAGGCCAUCGCGUUGGCCAACUCAGACUCCAUGCAUAUUGAAGAUGUGGACGCGGUGCAGAAGCUCCAGGACGUGCUCCAUGAGGCCCUGCAGGACUACGAGGCGUCCCAGCACCAGGAGGACCCCCGCCGGGCCGGCAAGCUGCUCAUGACCCUCCCCCUCCUCCGCCAGACCUCCACCAAAGCCGUGCAGCACUUCUACAGCAUCAAGCAGGACGGGAAAGUCCCGAUGCACAAACUCUUCUUGGAGCUGCUGGAGGCCAAGGUCUGAGGACGGGGGGAGGAGAUCAAAGGACGGCGAGGCAGCGCCGGUCCGAAUCUCACUUUGAAUGACCUCUUGCUCUUUUACACACACACACACACACUCUGACACGCACACACACACACACACAGAGAUAUGUUCCUGAAGUACUUCUGCUGACACCCUCCCUAUGAAUACGUAACCUACACCUCUUCCCUGAACCCCUGGACCUCCAGCAUCUCGAACAAAGGGAUGCUCACUUGACCUUUUUGUUUUUGGGGAAACAUGCUGACACAGACUGACAUGACCCCUGUAUUACUAAGGGAAGAAGAUAUUUAAUUUUUAAAAACUAUUUUAAAAAUCCCUCAACAGUUACCACAGUGAACAUUGAAGAUGGCAAAACUCUUAUGCAUUUAAUAACAACUAAGACGUUGUUAAAAAGACAUGCGCUUGAAUGAGGACACAUUUAAAAGAAACUUUAAAAACUCUUAAUUUGAGUUCUAAGAGACGCUACCACUGCACUUGUGUCUCCUUUUCCCUCCCCGGUUCUCCCCCAACAGAGUUUUUUUUUUUAAGUGCUCAAGAAGAAAAAAGCGAGCGGAGGAAAAAAAGGAACACUGAAGAACUAUGAAUGACGUUUGUUGUCAAAUUACAUGGACAAUGACAUUUAGGAUGGAUGGACUGGAAAGAAAAGAAGAAGAGGAGAUUUGCCCCUGCCAAAGAAUGGAGCCCAUCCAUUCAGAGGAUGCCAGCAGACUGGACUGUCCUCACCCAAAACUGGUUCUGGUUUCGUGUGCCGGUGGCUCUCAGUGCUGCUGGUUUCCGGUCCCACCAGGUGUUUAACGUGUGUCCGGUUAGUCUGAAAACCAGCAGGGCCAGGACCGAGGUCACAAACCACAGCUGGAAACACGCUCUGCUUCCCCCUAGAACUCAAUCCCUGCUUUUCCCCCGUGACUCCCCGACUUCAACCCCAACUUUACUGUGUUGAAGACCUCCCGACGCUGUCAGCGUAACCGUAGAAUCGACGUGGCUGAAAAUGUUUCCGAAUAUUGAAACCACUUAAAAGUGUGAGCGACUGACGAGAGUCCCCGAGUCACGGUAUUACUCCACGAGAUAAGACUCCAUCUCUACAGAUAAGAAUUGAUUCCCGCUGGCAGACGUAGGCUCAGUCCACUCUCUCUGUGUUCCUCCUGUCGGACACUCCCCGCCGUGUCUGAGGCUCCUCCCUCGUGUCUGAGGCUCCUCCCUCGUGUCUGAGGCUCCUCCCUCAUGUCUGAGGCUCCUCCCUCGUGUC
This is a messenger RNA of Pseudoliparis swirei, 3161 nucleotides long. RefSeq names its product estrogen-related receptor gamma a (gene esrrga). The transcript has 10 exons. Bases 272 to 1897 code for a protein of 541 amino acids. The record is from RefSeq and is a predicted model, not a curated record. Gene Ontology annotation, biological process: regulation of DNA-templated transcription. Lineage: Eukaryota; Metazoa; Chordata; Actinopteri; Perciformes; Liparidae. Gene Ontology annotation, cellular component: nucleus. Gene Ontology annotation, molecular function: zinc ion binding; nuclear steroid receptor activity; steroid binding.